Saimiri boliviensis boliviensis (Bolivian squirrel monkey) is the source of this 3114-nucleotide messenger RNA. It is a transcript of the gene IMPDH1, whose product is annotated as inosine monophosphate dehydrogenase 1. Gene Ontology annotation, biological process: GTP biosynthetic process. Gene Ontology annotation, molecular function: IMP dehydrogenase activity. The record is from RefSeq and is a predicted model, not a curated record. NCBI's taxonomy places the organism in Eukaryota, Metazoa, Chordata, Mammalia, Primates, Cebidae. Gene Ontology annotation, cellular component: cytoplasm.
CUCUCCGCGGAGCUGUUUCCAGAAGUACGAGUCGUGCGGUUUUGAGUCAUUGCGGUCUGGAGUGAGACGAGGCGUGUGCCAUCUCCUGCUAUAGAAAACGUUUGAAGGAGUCAGAGAGUACGUCUCCCUCCAACCUAGUCGGUGAAAAACACCGGCGGCCUUCGUGUCCGCGAAGCCUUGCCGCGGAGGGUGGCUUCUUCCCCAGAGAUUUCGGCAAGCACUAAAUUGUCAGAGGGCACCAGACCCCCAUCUCACUCGUUAUUUUCUUCAUUUCAAGGACUGAAGAGCAGGUUUUGUUUCACUUCUUAGAGGUACCAAGAUUCCAGACCCCGAGUUUCAGUUGCCAUCGGUAUCUCUGGAAUGGUGAGGCCCUUGGUCACCACGUAAAGCUCUGCUUUCUGUGAGAGUUAGCCGUGUCUUUUAAGAAGAUGUGAAAUACACCUGGCCCUGAUGACAGGCUGUGGAACUCUCUCGCCCUGCUCUCGAACGUGGGGUCGGCUGAGCAGGCACAGGCAGAUGGAGAGUGCCCCACCUCCCGCGCUGGGGCGGGAGGUCUGCGGCCGGCGGGUAGGAGGCGCUCCAGGAGACCUGGCACCGUCGGUGUGCAGGAGAGGAGCGGAUCCGAGACGCGAGGAGAAGCCCUGCCUCCGGCGGCCCGCUCCUGUCCGCUUCUGGUUUUCCUCGGAAGGGCCCUCGAGACACUGGAAGGGAGGCGGAGCCGCCGCCGUUCCGGAGCCCGGAGCCCGGCAACACCCGGGACACGAGACGGCGGCGCAGCGGUACAGCGCCCGACUGCUGCAGGCCGGCUACGAGCCAGAGAGCAUGGCGGACUACCUGAUCAGCGGCGGCACCGGCUACGUGCCCGAGGACGGGCUCACCGCACAGCAGCUCUUCGCCAGCGCCGACGGCCUCACCUACAACGACUUCCUGAUCCUCCCAGGAUUCAUAGACUUCAUUGCCGAUGAGGUGGACCUGACCUCAGCCUUGACCCGGAAGAUCACGCUGAAGACACCGCUGAUCUCCUCCCCCAUGGACACUGUGACAGAGGCCGACAUGGCCAUUGCAAUGGCUCUGAUGGGAGGUAUUGGUUUCAUUCACCACAACUGCACCCCAGAGUUCCAGGCCAACGAGGUGCGGAAGGUCAAGAAGUUUGAACAGGGCUUCAUCACGGACCCCGUGGUGCUGAGCCCCUCGCACACUGUGGGUGAUGUGCUGGAGGCCAAGAUGCGGCAUGGCUUCUCUGGCAUCCCCAUCACCGAGACGGGCACCAUGGGCAGCAAGCUGGUGGGCAUCGUCACCUCCCGAGACAUCGACUUUCUUGCUGAGAAGGAUCACACCACCCUCCUCAGUGAGGUGAUGACACCAAGGAUCGAGCUGGUGGUGGCUCCAGCAGGCGUGACGUUGAAAGAGGCAAAUGAGAUCCUGCAGCGUAGCAAGAAAGGAAAGCUGCCUAUUGUCAAUGAUCAUGAUGAGCUGGUGGCCAUCAUUGCCCGCACCGACCUGAAGAAGAACCGAGACUACCCUCUGGCCUCCAAGGAUUCCCACAAACAGCUGCUGUGCGGGGCAGCUGUGGGCACCCGUGAGGAUGACAAAUACCGCCUGGACCUGCUCACCCAGGCAGGCGUUGAUGUCAUCGUUUUGGACUCGUCCCAAGGGAACUCGGUGUAUCAGAUCGCCAUGGUGCAUUACAUCAAACAGAAGUACCCCCACCUCCAGGUGAUUGGGGGGAACGUGGUGACAGCAGCCCAGGCCAAGAACCUGAUUGACGCUGGUGUGGAUGGGCUGCGCGUGGGCAUGGGCUGCGGCUCCAUCUGCAUCACCCAGGAAGUGAUGGCCUGCGGUCGGCCCCAGGGCACUGCUGUGUACAAGGUGGCUGAGUAUGCUCGGCGCUUUGGUGUGCCCAUCAUAGCUGAUGGCGGCAUCCAGACCGUGGGGCACGUGGUCAAGGCCCUGGCCCUUGGAGCCUCCACAGUGAUGAUGGGCUCCCUGCUGGCCGCCACCACGGAGGCCCCUGGAGAGUACUUCUUCUCAGACGGAGUGCGGCUCAAGAAAUACCGGGGCAUGGGCUCGCUGGAUGCCAUGGAGAAGAGCAGCAGCAGCCAGAAACGAUACUUCAGCGAGGGGGAUAAGGUGAAGAUCGCACAGGGUGUCUCAGGCUCCAUCCAGGACAAAGGGUCCAUUCAGAAGUUCGUGCCCUACCUCAUAGCAGGCAUCCAGCAUGGCUGCCAGGAUAUCGGGGCCCGCAGCUUGUCCGUCCUUCGGUCCAUGAUGUACUCAGGAGAGCUCAAGUUUGAGAAGCGGACCAUGUCGGCCCAGAUCGAGGGUGGCGUCCAUGGCCUGCACUCCUAUACCUUUCUGCCGUUUACGAGAAGCGGCUGUACUGAGGACAGCAGCGGAGGCCGAGGUGGCGGAGGGGGCACACCCCAGUGUCCGCCUUCAGACGCAGCCUCCCUCCAUAACUGAGUGGUCCACAGAUUUGCACUACGGGUUCCCCAGCUCCUUUCCAGGGAGAUGGGGGGAGGUCCCGAGGGGCCUGCGGCCCCUUGCUGGGCAUCCCCCACAGAGUCAGGACUGCUCCCUGGGCCAGGCUGCCCUGGGAGCCCCCCACCCAAGCCCAGCCAGCCGGGAUCUCAGGCCCUGCGCCUGCCUCAGGUCUUUCUUGCUGCAGCCUGCUCCAGCCCAGCCCCCACCCCAGGGGCAGGCGGCCCCUCCUGGCUUCUCCUGUAGGGCACCUCCCUGCCCCCAGCCCCCUAGGAAAUGGUGCUCUCCUGGCCCUGCCUCUGGCCCUUCCUGGGCCGCUGCCCCCUUAGCCAUGUGGCACUUCUGAGCUCCUGACCUAGGCCAAGGGGAGGUCUCUGCCCCCUUCCCCGGCCCUGGGCUACUCUUGGUUCCUGCUCCUGAGGCCACUUCCCUGUCCCUGGCCCUGGGGAGGAGGCUGCCCUGGUCAUGGCCGCCUGCCCGUCAUUCCUGACUCACCACCGUCCCCAGGUGUACCAUUCCUGCCCUCUCCUCAGCUGCAGUUGAAGGCUUUAACUUUGCACACUUUGGGAUUACAAUUGCGUCAUUGUAUAUUAAAUAAUCGGAAUAAAUCAAGCAGGUCUCAAAUGUCUCCAC